Messenger RNA from Myzus persicae (green peach aphid), 684 nucleotides. Its product is annotated as fatty acid-binding protein, muscle-like. Gene Ontology annotation, cellular component: cytosol; nucleus. Bases 116 to 526 code for a protein of 136 amino acids. Gene Ontology annotation, molecular function: fatty acid binding. Lineage: Eukaryota; Metazoa; Arthropoda; Insecta; Hemiptera; Aphididae. The transcript is spliced from 3 exons. Gene Ontology annotation, biological process: fatty acid transport. The record is from RefSeq and is a predicted model, not a curated record.
UAAAUUCGCGCGUUACCUUUACACGCGUGUGCAGUAAUCAUCUGACCGCCGCGCCGAAAGAAAAAUUGAACCAGUUUUAUAUUGUAUUCAAGUCAGUAGAAUCGAAUAGUAUAGAAUGUCUCUGAUUUUCGAUAAAAAGUACAAGCUGGAAAGCAGCGACAAUUUUGACGAAUACUGUAAAGCUCUGGGUGUCAUGCAUGCUAUGCGCACGCUGGCCAAAGUCAUGACCCCGGUGGUGGAACUGACCAAAAAGCAGGAUGGUAAAUACAUGUUGACGUGCACCACGUUGAUCAGAAACACUUCGAUCGAGUUUAACCUUGACGAGGAAUUCGACGAAGAGACAUUAGAUGCCCAUAGAGUGAAGUCAAUCAUCACCCAGGAAGGCAACAAGCUGGUGCACUUCCAAAAAAGUUCUGGCUACAGGAAAGAGACGACGAUAAUCAGAGAAUUUGAACCCGAUCAACUGAAAAUGACGUUGACGGCCGAUAAUGUCACAUGCACAAGGAUUUACAAACCAGUCAAAUAACACAGCAUCACAACAUUGAACUUAUUACUUCUGCUGUACGCCUGUACCUAUUUUUAUAUAAUUAUGUAUAUUAUUCAGAUAUUUUUCCGACAAUCUGAAAUUGGUCAACUGUAAUACAUAAAUAUUAAACACAUAAAAAUAUGUUUGGAUAUAUGAUA